Molecule: messenger RNA, 878 nt
Organism: Photinus pyralis (common eastern firefly)
Lineage: Eukaryota; Metazoa; Arthropoda; Insecta; Coleoptera; Lampyridae
Exons: 5
Coding region: 48-797 (249 amino acids)
Source: RefSeq, a predicted model, not a curated record
UGAAUUAAAUAGUCGAACGUUGGUCACAGAAGUCAGUUGAAUCCAAAAUGUCAUUGCAACGAAUUUUGGUCUUGGUAGCCGUGGUUUCCACCGUUUGUGCUAUUCCAAAACCCAAACCUCCCCGAGACGUGCCACCUGGAGUCAUAAUAUGCGCAAUUGACAAUGGUCCAUGUGUACGCAGAGAACUGCAAAGUAUUUUGGGCGUACUUAGUACUGAUCCUGCGAGUUUGGGCAUUGGCGCAUCUCAGCCAUUAAAAGUGAACGCGUGGACAGCGGCACCGGGUUACUUGGUAGACUUUCCCCAGAAAUACAAAAAUCUUAGACUAUACAAUCACAUUUUCAAUCGCAUUCUAAAUGUUCAAUCAAAUGUCACAAACACAGGGGUGGUGUUGACUAUGAACGUUUACAAUCCAGAAGUUGCUCUUCGCGCAGACUUCGAGUUCCAAAAUGCCACCUUCCUUGGCGUUCCAGUGAGCAGUAGAGGGUCAGUUACCUACAGACAUCAAGGAUACUGGGGAACGGUAACGAUGUCUGGAGGUAUAAUUCAAAAAGGUCAUGAAAAAUAUUUAUCGAUUUCCAACUUUACCAUUGAAUUUAACGCUUCGAAAGUUUUGUUUAGUUUCAAAACAGGAAACUCAUCGCAGGAUGCUUCCCUUAAUCAAUUAUUCGGAGAUAAUUGGGAUAUUGCAUUAAAUGACGUCAAAGCGAGCUACGAAGCGUUGUACGCCUAUUCGUACAGUAAGGUUUGGAACACUAUAUGUUCUUUGUAUCCUUUUGAUUCACUCUUUCUCAGUUAAACUAAUUAUAUUUAGAAUAGUAGUCGUUUAUGGUGUUGGUAUUAUUAGCACAGUUAAUUAUAAAUAAAUCGCUUCAAAUGA